GAAUUCGAUACAAAAUCAUACCAACAGUACAUUUAAAUGGGUAUCCUUUCCUUUGCUGUGUGUUUGACAAUCCCCAACAAUUUCCUUCCCCAAAAACCGCCAGGACAUUGGCACACGAUUCUGCGCAUGUCCUGCAACAUUCCCACAACAUCAGCACAAAGGCUGUUUUGUUCGUGAAACUAACUCCAACAGAAAAAGAACUCUAUUCUACGUUUUCACCACCAAAUUGUAACAAGUAAAUGAUUACUCACUUAGUGCAAAAAGUGCUUUAGUGCUUAAACAUUAAGAUGAGCUCUGGGCUUACGGUGACGAUCCAUCGAAACGUUGCUUGAUGUACCGUGGAUACCGUCGGUAAAGUUUUGACCCAAGAGUGAGUGUGUUUUUAAUUGCUGUACCAAAAAAAAAUCCUACCAUGAAUCCCACAACGAUUCCAAAUCACGACUUCAUGGAGCUGCAUCCGGUGCAUCAACAUCCGGCCGGCUGUAAGCAGCACUGUUUCGUCUUUACCGAGAUAGCGGACAUUGAGCUACCGCCGGAGAUUACCAAAUAUCCGGAAAAGAUAAAAAAUGGUAGCAUCCAUUCGUACACGAAGGAAAGCAUCUCGCCACCACCGCCGAAGCUGGCCAAGGAUCGAAGGAGUCGCAAAAUAAUUGCCCUCGUGUCGGGAUUGCUCGUUUGCGUAGCGUUAGCCGCGGGGAUUCCGCUUGGACUGCAGCUUCGGUCUUCCUCACUGCUGGAAGCGCGUUUGGCGUUUAUCAGACGGCUGCUGGUGGAGUCACCGCUCGUCGAAGGUUACUGGGCGCCACCGAUGGGUGCAAACUUUAGCAAAAGCUUCGCGGAAGUAAAGAGUGGCAUGGUGGGCGCUCUGCUGUGGCCGAUUGCCGUACCGUGUGCGGCUCAAUAUCUGGACGCGGUACAGCUGACGCUGGAAGGACUGGACGAUGCGAGAAGGCUCGUGGGUAAGAACCGUGAUAUGGCGGUAGUCGAAAAUGCGGACGAAAUGGAACAGGCGCACACCGAGGGUAAGUUGGCGAUUUUGUUCGGGCUUGAGGGUGGUCACACGCUCGGCUCCAGUUUGGCCGUACUGCGAUCGAUGUAUUCGCUUGGGGCGCGUUUCGUGUCGCUGACUGGCGUGGGUUGCACAACGCCGUGGGCCAGUGCCUCGAUACGGAACGAUUUCUUCGACGAAAACUUACCAUCGACGUUAACGAACUUUGGAGAGAUUAUAAUUCAGGAAAUGAACCGUUUGGGAAUGUUGGUAGAAAUCUCGCGACUGUCCGAACCGGCCAUGAUGGUUGCGCUGAAUGUCGCCAAAGCACCCUUGCUACUGUCCAACGCACUGCCCUCAUCGAUGGCUUGCAACGGAACGACAGCUGCCGUGCCGGAUCACAUCCUGAGCGCCCUGUCCCAGAAUGGUGGUGUGCUAAUGCUAAACGUGGAACGAUGUGGCGAUAAACCGAUGUCACUAAAGGAUGCCAUUACGGCGAUCAACUACAUCCGAGCGAUCGCCGGUGUCGAUCAUGUAGGACUGAGCGGAUCGCCCAAAAACUAUCCCCUACUGUUGGCCGAACUGGCACGCGAUCGGUUGUGGGGUUCGGUUGCCAUCAAGAAGCUGGUCGGCGGCAACAUUGUGCGUGUGCUGCGUGAAGUCGAAACGAACAAGAAUCGUUUACCACUGUCCGAGGAUUGGAUUCCGCUGGAAUCGAUCGAAGGGAAUGCUUACUGUCGGUACCCGGAGACGUAAGAUGGCCAACAUCACGGUUACUGUUCCGGUUGCUGGUGACAAACACAAGGUAUUAUCUUCCACAUUUGCACAUGCACCGCGUGUUGCGAAAGGGUGCGAGAGUAAAACACACACACACAAAUUAAAUAAUGAUAUUUAUACAUACUAGCAAAUAGCAAAGAAAACCAGGUUGCGAAAAGGAUGCGAUCCUCGGUCCCAUUAUCGGGGUUAUAGUCAAUAUGUUAUAGAAGCGAAACAGAACAGACAAAUAUUAUCGCAUAUCAAUUCUUCAACGUGAAUCAUUGAUUUAUCCCUACAUUCAUUGUCUUUCUCGUUCCUAUUUAUUGUUUCAAAUAUUGGAGUUAGAAACAAGUGUAGUUGGAAACUGUAAGGAUAAUUAAAACCUCAACAAGCUGUUGCAAUCAGUGUUGUAGAUGAAGUUGGGGAUACGUAAAUUCGUUGGAACCGGACGCCUUUUCGCAAAAAAGACCUUCAGACGGUCUAGGAAUGGAAAAGACAAAAACCAUCGGCAAUCAGCAGCAGCAGUAGAACAGGGAGCAGUAUCUAUUAGACAAGCCCCAUUUCAUUAGCUACGAUGUAUAUGUUAAGCGUUAUUAGUCCAUCUUGUCUCCCAUUACAUUUCUAUUUAAGUACGAUCGACUUGAGAGUUGAUCUUAUCCAGGAAGAACCGGCGAAGUUACUGUCCUCCUACAGAGAGAAUACAAAAUAAUAAAUGUUUUACCAAAAACAAUUUACGUUUCGUUUAAUCGUUGAUGUG
Messenger RNA from Anopheles funestus (African malaria mosquito), 2501 nucleotides. Its product is annotated as dipeptidase 2. The record is from RefSeq and is a predicted model, not a curated record. Lineage: Eukaryota; Metazoa; Arthropoda; Insecta; Diptera; Culicidae. Gene Ontology annotation, molecular function: metallodipeptidase activity. Bases 413 to 1744 code for a protein of 443 amino acids. Gene Ontology annotation, biological process: proteolysis. The transcript has 2 exons.